AUGCAGAACAUGGCCACAGCGCACGCUUCGGUCCAUCACGUGCCACCGCCCCAUUAUGCCAAUCAUCCCUCGGCGCUGUACGGUACUCUGCCUUCCAUCCGCGACCUCGACCUCGGGAUUCAAUCUCAGCCCCAGCCCCAGCAGCAACCGCCUCCUCGCGAACAACAGCAUCAGAGCCCGCCUGUCUAUCCGCAGCGUCCGCAAUAUGUGCAGCAGUCUGCUUCUGCCCCGGUCAUCAGGCAGGACCAAUGGACUCGUACUCCGACGAACGCGAUUCCGCAACAGACUCCUACUCUCUCUCAGCUGCCGCCACACCAUGGCGCGCCGCAGUAUAACGCGCACAUACCGCUCACUCCCGAGAGCGCGCCACCUCCACGGAACACGUACGAGCGAAGUGCGUAUCCUGAACAACCACCGCUGAAGAGAGCGCGUCCGAGCUCGCGGUCAAGCCAUACCGCUUAUCCGCAGCAGCAACAGAUGCACGCACAGCCGUCGCAGGUGUUUCAGUAUCCUCAGGCGCUUCAGCCGCCUCAGCCGCAGGUGCAAGCCCAGCAACAGUCUCAUGGCCAUGCCAUGCAACCCCCGCCACCUCCGGCUUCUGCCUCUUUGCCUCCUACACCUACCAAUAUCCAUGGGCACCCACAUCAUACCGCAUUUGCUACAAGCGCAUCGGUGACGGCUUACCCGACGCCUAGUCCAACUCAGCCAGCACCGCCGCAAUAUUUUCAUCGCGGUCCACCUAUGCAAGAGUAUACUCAACGUGGCGACUUUGCUAAUCCGCCGCCACCCCCUCAACAGCAACCUCAGCCCCACCCCCAUCAGGCUCCUCAGCACCAGCCGCAACCGGCGCCGCCACUACCCAUGCACCAAGCGCAGCAGCCACAACAACACUCGCGGAAUCUCUACCCUCCUCAACCGUGGCAACCUCAGGCCGCCCCGAGCGCGAAUCAACACACUCAGCCACCACCGGUACAUCCCCCACCCAUGGCCUCGAUAUCGCCGGUGCAUCCUGUCCCCCCUUCGCAUGGUCCGCCGCCUUCGCACCAUCAGGCGAAUGCGCCGACCUACCAGCCAGCACAGGCUCAACACUUGCAGAUGCACCACUCGUCACCCGCUCCUCAGUCGCCGCUCUAUCCCUACCACAGUAUGCAGCAGCAGCAGCAGCAGCAACAACAACAGCAGCAGCAACAACAGCAACAGCAACAGCAGCAUCACCAGCAACCUUACCAACAGCAGCAACAGCCCCCUCAACAGCAGCAACAGCCCCCUCAACAGCAGCAGCAGCAGCAGCCCCCACCGCCGCCGCCACCGCAACAGCCACAGCAGCAACCACAGUACUCACUUCAUCACCAGCAGCAGCAGCAAUCUGUCAACCCGGCGCCAUACAACGUUAAGUCGGUUGCGCCUCCGGACCUACACAUUCAAGUUCCUCGUCCAGCGCCAGUCUCGCAGCCUCCGCCUCAACAGAUGCAGGUGCCAGUACAAACUUUGCUAGCUCCCGAACCCCCGGCAGAGAUGUCUGUAUCACCCGUCGAGAUCAUGCACAAAAUACCGGAAGCUCCGCCCGCACCCAACCCGGCUGUGAGCGAGCUACAGCGUCAUUGCACGUCGCUGUACCAGUUCGCGUCUCAUUACGCUACCGAAUCUAGCGCCUUCCCAUCCGACGAGGAGUUUGCGCAGAUGAACCAACUGGCCGACCGCGUUGUGCGCUUGCUGAAGGAUAUGCAGCGGCAGUCGCAACCUCAGCCUGCAGCGCCAACGCCCACGUUCCCGGAUCCCAUGGAGGACGUUCAGCCCACCAGCGACUCCGGCCCGUCCACUCAGUCUACCGAGCAGACCCGGCCGCCUAAGCGCCCUUGGGAGGACGCAGUAAUACCUCCACCAACUCCUUCGUUUAGCGAGAGCGUCAGUCAGCCUAUCGCUCUGCCUGAGUCUCAAACGACAGCUGAGUCUGAUAUGGAGCUCAUUCGCAAUAAGCGCGCGGCAGCGACCGGGUCAGGCUCGACCAGUGCCAAAGAGAAGAUCAAAUACCGCAAACGGAGUCGCGCGAACCCGCCGGGCAAAUGUCAUUCCUGUGGCAUUCGGGAGACACCCGAAUGGCGGCGUGGGCCCGAUGGCGCGCGAACGCUGUGCAACGCUUGUGGGUUGCACUACGCCAAACUCGUGCGCAAGCGCGACAAGGCAGCCGCUCAGAACGGGUCGUCUCCUCCUGCUAUCGACAUCGCGACGUUGCGCGCAUCUGCACGGGCGAACGGGGCAAUUGGUAGCGCGCCGCCGUCGCCAGAGGUGGCGCAUAGCCAGCCAUCGUCGCAAACUCAGCAGGAUGACCCUCCAGCACUCGCGCCGCUUCCCCUACCGACUCCAUCCGAGGCAAAACCGUCGACAUCGCAACAGCGGCAACCCCCGCCGCAGCCGAAGCCGACGUUCCCGCCUCCUGUUAUGCCUGCACUUUCUGGCCCUGCAACUGCGCCGGGAGGCUGGGCGCGCUCAUACCCGCCACCUGUACAAGCGCAUGCUUCUGCGCCUAUCCUUGCUCUUCCCCAACGAAAGUAG
Molecule: messenger RNA, 2553 nt
Organism: Peniophora sp. CBMAI 1063
Lineage: Eukaryota; Fungi; Basidiomycota; Agaricomycetes; Russulales; Peniophoraceae
Source: the annotation of a GenBank genome assembly